Messenger RNA from Bradysia coprophila, 1838 nucleotides. It is a transcript of the gene Adss, whose product is annotated as adenylosuccinate synthetase. Lineage: Eukaryota; Metazoa; Arthropoda; Insecta; Diptera; Sciaridae. Gene Ontology annotation, cellular component: cytoplasm. Gene Ontology annotation, biological process: 'de novo' AMP biosynthetic process; IMP metabolic process. The record is from RefSeq and is a predicted model, not a curated record. Gene Ontology annotation, molecular function: adenylosuccinate synthase activity; GTP binding.
UCAUAUAUUUUAUGGUGAAGUGUCAUUAUGGUAUUAUAUACCGAAAAAAUCAUUCAUAAAAAGCAUUAGUUUCGGCAUUCUCGCGGCAGUUUUGCAUAACGUCGCUUCGUAGGUGAACCACAUUUUUUAUAGACGGGUUCUCUCUGUCAGUGUACCGCGCGUUGUGGUGGUGUGUUUUAAUUUCGUCGUUCCAACAGAAUUAAAUGCUAUUGUGAUAAAGAAAAAAAGCCGAAGAAAAACUUUAGUAAACUAUGUCGUCACAGACAUUAUUGGUAAAUGGAGGCACCGAAGUAUCCAGAUUCAGUUCCAAAGUGACUGUUGUUCUCGGGGCACAAUGGGGCGAUGAAGGAAAAGGAAAAGUUGUCGAUAUGAUAGCCACCGAUGUUGAUGUAGUAUGUCGCUGUCAGGGCGGCAACAACGCUGGACACACUGUCGUGGUGGAUGGCGUCGAAUUUGAUUUUCAUCUGCUACCCAGUGGAAUCAUAAACGAAAAGUGUGUUUCAUUAAUCGGCAACGGAGUCGUCAUACAUCUACCCGGACUCUUCGAUGAACUCGCCAAAAAUGAAGCCAAAGGUCUUCACGACUGGCAAAACCGUUUAAUCGUGUCCGAUAGAGCGCAUCUGGUCUUCGAUUUCCAUCAGCAAGUUGACGGACUUCAAGAGGCCGAAAAAGCAAACACAGGCAAAUCAUUGGGUACAACAAAGAAAGGAAUUGGUCCAUGCUAUGCCAGCAAAGCGACACGUAAUGGUAUUCGCGUUUGCGAUUUGUUGGGUGAUUUUAAUCUGUUUUCAGAAAAAUUCUCGUCCAUUGUAAGUACUUACGAAAAGCUGUUCCCCACCUUCAAAGUUGAUGUGGACGCAGAGCUUGAAAGAUACCGAGAAUAUGCAGAAAAAUUGCGUCCGAUGGUCAAGGAUACCAUAAAUUAUUUGUAUCAUGCAUUGAAGGAUGGACGGUCCGUGCUAGUGGAAGGUGCUAAUGCUGCAAUGCUGGACAUUGAUUUUGGCACUUAUCCGUAUGUAACUAGUAGCAAUUGCAGUAUUGGUGGUGUACUUACUGGCCUGGGUUUGCCUCCACAAGCAAUAGGUGAUAUUAUUGGCGUUGUUAAAGCGUACACAACGCGCGUUGGCGAUGGACCCUUCCCCACCGAACAAUUGAACGAUGUCGGAGACUUACUGCAGACACGCGGUGCUGAAAUCGGUGUCACAACGAGACGAAAACGUCGCUGCGGAUGGUUGGAUUUGCCAUUGUUGCACUACACAGGAAUUGUGAACGGCUACACAGCCAUCUGUUUGACAAAGCUGGACAUCCUAGAUACGAUGGCCGAGAUUAAAGUUGGCGUAGGAUACAAAAUUGACGGUGUAAAGACGGACAUUUAUCCGGGUUCGAUAUCCGAUUUAGCCAAAGUCGAAGUGGAAUAUAAAACGUUGCCCGGCUGGCAGGCGUCGACCACAAAUGUUCGGGAAUUCCAACAGCUACCGCGUCAAGCUCAGGCUUAUGUCCGUUUCAUUGAAAAAGAAUUACAAGUACCUGUUCGAUGGGUUGGAGUUGGCAAAGGCCGUGAGAGUAUAAUAAAUGUUAAUUGAUAAGCGGGGGUGGACCAUUAUAUUAUAUGUCUACUACGAUAAGAAGAAAAAAAAGGAGAAGAUGAUGAAACAUUCAUUAAUUGUCGUUAAAUUUCAUAAGAGUCAAUGCAGUCAAUGGUUCAUGAACUUUGCAAAAACAAAUUUGUUAGCUUAAAUGUGUACUCCAUUCAAGGUGCCGAUGAGUUCAGCUAAUUUUAUCCAGUAGCAAUGCAAGAAAAACCAGCACAAGUGUAUUUUUGUUAAGAAAAGAAAAAA